CGAUAUCUCACCUCCCCCUUUGACUUGUCUAAAUCAUCCUCAUUCAGUGAAAUCGAUAUCGAAAUUGGUUUUGUAUUGUGUGUACUACUUUCAUCACACAACGGAAGCGAUGACAUCAUUGAGAUGAAAUUGUAUAGCCAAGAUCAAAGAGAGAUGGCACAGCUAUUUGUGAAGCAAGCAAAGCAAUACGCAGCUGCAAGACCAACUUAUCCUCCCCAACUCUUUCAAUUCAUCGCUUCUAAGACUCCCUCUCACAACCUCGUUUGGGAUGUUGGCACCGGGAGCGGCCAAGCUGCUAAAUCUUUAGCUGCGAUAUACGAGAAUGUGAUAGCCACAGAUGCUAGUGAGAAACAGCUUGAAUUUGCAGCCAAGAUCCCUAACGUGCGAUACCAACACACCCCAUCAAUCAUGUCUAUGACCGAGCUUGAACAAAUGGUGUCACCUCAAGGAACCAUAGACCUUGUGACCAUAGCCCAAUCCUUGCACUGGUUUGACCUACCAACCUUCUACCAACAAGUCAAGUGGGUUCUCAAGAAGCCUCAUGGAGUCAUUGCUGCUUGGUGUUACUAUUUGCCACGAGUUAGUGAUGCAGUAGACACUGUCCUUGAUCAAUUUUAUUCCACUGAAGUAAGCCCUUAUUGGGACCCAGCACGUAAAUUGGUUGAUAACAUUUAUAGAACCAUUGAUUUCCCAUUUAAGCCUGUGGAGGGAACAGAUCACACAGGACCCUUUGAGUUUGUGACAGAGACUGUGAUGGAUUUGGAUGAUUUCUUGACUUACAUAAAAUCAUGGUCAGCAUAUCAGACGGCAAAGGAGAAAGGAGUGGAGCUUCUUGGGGAGGAUGUGCUUCAAAAAUUUAAGCUUGCUUGGGGUGAAGAUGGUCAAAAGGUUGCAAAGUUUCCGAUUUAUUUGAGAAUUGGAAGAGCAUGGGAUGCCUAAGAAUAUGCAAAUGGUUGCUUUUACUUGGUGGGAAAUGUGACAAGUGGCAUCUUUUAUCCAUUGAUCGAAUAAUUUAGCUUGUUAUUUGAAUUUUGAGGAAGUCAAAAACAUAAAUUGAUCCUUCACAGCAGUCUAAAAACAUAAAAGGAGUUGAGCCUUCUUUUGUUUUUGCUAAUGUGGUAAGUUGUCAUGAAUAAAUUUUGUUGUAUGUUUCACUGUACCAAGUAAAUUUUGAUAGAAAAGCACUAGUAGUACAUUAUUUGA
Cajanus cajan (pigeon pea) is the source of this 1203-nucleotide messenger RNA. Its product is annotated as S-adenosyl-L-methionine-dependent methyltransferases superfamily protein. The record is from RefSeq and is a predicted model, not a curated record. Gene Ontology annotation, molecular function: S-adenosylmethionine-dependent methyltransferase activity. Lineage: Eukaryota; Viridiplantae; Streptophyta; Magnoliopsida; Fabales; Fabaceae.